AAAUUAUAGCAUGCCAAGAUCAACUCUCUAAACUUGCCAGACAGGUGUGUGACUCAGACAAAAUAUUCCAGGAAGUUGACUGAUGGCCUUUCUCAUGUUUAAUUAUUGGUCUGUAUAUGUGGAGACAUUCCUUCUGACAGGAGCCCUUUUUGGGAGACAGAACACAAUGAAAGUCAGGAUGGCAUUACCUAAGGCAGUGGGAUACAUUGUUGUUCUUCUGGUUAUAUACUAUAAUCAGGGAUACACACAGUCUCUGAAUGUAUCCCUUGAGGAACUGAUGGGUACAAAAACAUCACAUGCCAGAGAAAAGAGAGCGGCACUCCUUAAUUCCUCCGAUUAUGUACUCCAAGCUGUUAUAAACAUCUCUGACCUGGAGCGUCUCCAGAUGCUUUUGGACACACUCAGCUUUCCUUUACUGAUCAACAGCACUGCUGAAAUUACCAGCAUUGACACCACAACAGUGUGUUCAUCAAAUAUGGGUGAAUACCAGUGCAGGUGUGAGCAGGGCUUUGCUUGGUCAUACAACAACUGCAUAAGCGGAGCCUGCGAUGCCAUCAUUAAUGACACAUGUGGAUGCAUUACUGGCCUUCCAGCUGAUGAUCAGUACUGCCAGCUGAACACCAGUCAAACAGAGCCAGUGGAAAUUGACAUUGUCCUUGACUUGCGCAUCCCACCCGUCAUUGUGUCACAAAACCUGAUUAGUGUAUUCAGGGAAGGUCUGAAAGAGUUCCGACUACCCUACACCAUCACUCAGUUCUUAAAAGUAAUAGACAUAAAUUUCACUACAGCGUGCUACCCAAACUCCACUGGAGGACUGCAGUGUCAGUGUGAGGAGCAGUUUGCUUGGUCAUGUGACAAGUGUAACAUCUACGGUGCAUGCAGCAAUGCCACCGAACAAACCUGUGGGUGCAUAAAUGGACUUCCUUCUGAUGGAGAAUUCUGUGAACCAAUCACAGAUAUCUCUCAGUGUACGACCCCAACUCCUGAGCUAACACCAUCACCUUCACCACCAAACGAGCCAAUGGAAAUUGACAUUGUCCUUGACUUGCGCAUCCUAGCCGUCAAUGUGUCACAAAACCUCAUUAGCAUAAUCAAGGAAGGUCUGAAAGAGUUCCCACUACCCUACACCAUCACUCAGUUCUUAAAAGUAAUAGACAUAAAUUUCACUACAGCGUGCUACCCAAACUCCACUGGAGGACUGCAGUGUCAGUGUGAGGAGCAGUUUGCUUGGUCAUGUGACAAGUGUAACAUCUACGGUGCAUGCAGCAAUGCCACCGAACAAACCUGUGGGUGCAUAAAUGGACUUCCUUCUCAUGGAGAAUUCUGUGAACCAAUCACAGAUAUCUCUCAGUGUACGACCCCAACUCCUGAGCUAACACCAUCACCUUCACCACCAAACGAGCCAGUGGAAAUUGACAUUGUCCUUGACUUGCGCAUCCCAGCCGUCAAUGUGUCACAAAACCUCAUUAGCAUAAUCAAGGAAGGUCUGAAAGAGUUCCCACUACCCUACACCAUCACUCAGUUCUUAAAAGUAAUAGACAUAAAUUUCACUACAGUGUGCUACCCAAACUCCACUGGAGGACUGCAGUGUCAGUGUGAGGAGCAGUUUGCUUGGUCAUGUGACAAGUGUAACAUCUACGGUGCAUGCAGCAAUGCCACCGAACAAACCUGUGGGUGCAUAAAUGGACUUCCUUCUGAUGGAGAAUUCUGUGAACCAAUCACAAAUAUCUCUCAGUGUACGACCCCUCCUGGAACGACAACACCACCAACGAUAACAACAGCAAAUACAACACUAAUGACAACAACGACAAAUGCAGCAAUGCCAAAUACAACACAAAUGACAACAAUGCUAAAUACGACACCAAUGAUAACAACACCAAAUACAACACAAAUGACAACAAUGCUAAAUACGACACCAAUGAUAACUACACCAAAAACAACACUAAUGACAACAACACCAAUGACAACAAUGCUUAAUACGACACCAAUCAUAACAACACCAAAUACAACACUAAUGACAACAACGCUAAAUACAACUACACCAAUGACAACAAUACCAAAUACAACACUAAUGACAACAACGCUAAAUACAACUACACCAAUGACAACAAUACCAAAUACAACACUAAUGACAACAACACCAAAAGCAACACCAAUGACGACAACGCCAAAAGCAACACCAAUGACGACAACGCCAAAUACAAUAACACCAGUGACAACAACGCCAAAUUCAACACCCAGUGUGAGGAACUUAAAACUCACCAUGAAUCUGGAAUAUAAGGAGUCAUUCAAUGACAUCACCAGCGACGUUUUCAAACAAACAAAUAAGGCUAUUCAAGAACAAUGUAGUGAACACAUCACAGCCAGCCACACAGCAACAUUAAUUAGGUUCCGGAGCGGAAGCACCAUCGCCGACUAUACUAUAAGAGCAACUUCUCUUCCAGAGGCCGAAAUUAAAGCGGUACAAACAGGGAUAUUUUCUCAGCUGGCAGAUAUAUACCCUAUGAUAUUUGACAGCUCAGAACCUUUAAAGCUUGAUCCAGCUGAAGGAUUUUUUGGGAGUAAGGUGACUGUGAAAUGUGGCCCUCCACCAAACAAUCUCAAUUUUGUUCCCAACGUGGUAGCAGUGUGGACACGAGACAGCCAGAAAAUAGUCAACGAUGGGGAACACAGCAUUUCAGAAACAAAUGGAAUAUCUGUUUUAACAGUGUCAAGAUUUUUUAUCACUAACAAUGGGAAUUAUGAAUGUACGCUGAAAAACAGCAGUGUGGGAACCACAUCAGUUUUCAGACAGCGCACAACAAUCAGUCAAACAAGGCCCUUAAUCCAAGUGAAACCACUCAAAAAAGCAGUUGAUUGUAAGACUGUAAAGGAAGUGCAACUGGAGUGCUCUGUCAACCGUGCCUUUACAGUUGAGUUUAUUGGCAUACAAGGUUGUAAUUCUGCAGGUAAUAAGAUCACCUGUCAGUAUCCAAUCACAAACACAUGUGAAGAAGAAGAAAAAACCUUUUCUUGUCAACUCAAGAACAAUCCGAUAGUUAAAAAAACUGUAACACUGGUGUUAACCACAGAGCGUUUUGUAUGUUUGAACGAUUCUGUCUUUGGUGAUGGACUUCUUAAUGAAAAAGCUGAGGUUGGCUGUGAAGAGGGGAAGGAGGGGAAAGAAACAGCAGUGUGUAGGUCUACUGGUAAUUGGGAAGAUCGACAAGACUUAUGUGUUCUACAAGCGGUUCAGGAGCUGCUCGAUCAGUCUCAGUUCUUAAAUAAUAAUACACUGCCACAAUUCUUGGAAGAACUCAGCAAUGUCACUGUCAGCUUAAGUGAACAAGUGGUUGAAUCUCCUGCAACAAUUACUGCCAUUGUUCAAAUACUCAACAAUGUAGCCAAUGCAUCAACAUCCCAGAAUAUCCCAAUAACUGAAACUUCAAUGGAGGCUGUCCUAAAUACUACAGGAGUCCUCACCACAGAUGGGUCAAAGAAUUCAUGGACAUUUAUAAACUCAAAUGACACCAAAACUGUCCCAGGAACAAGGAGUAACAUAUCUGAAACUGAAAGUGUCAGUUCGACAUUACUGCAGUCUCUUGAGACAAUAACACGUCGCCUUACCAAUGAUUCUUUUAACAUUGACACACCUUUUAUUCUCUUGAACAAAACUACAUUCACAGACACUUUCAAUUCUGAAAUAAAUUCUUCAGUAGAGAUAGAGAUACCAGAGUCUGAUGGAGAAACAAAUACAGUCACUGUUAUAACGUUUGCUUCAAUGGAUAACGUACUCCCUGCAAGAGACAAAGAAAAUUCAACGUUCAACGUCAUCAACGGGAGAGUCGUACUUGUUCAGUCCAGUGGUGCUGUCAAUAAUGUUUCGUUCACAUUUGAGAUUAUAAACGAUACUCUUGGGAACCCUCAGUGUGUUUUCUGGAACUUCAGCCUCUUCGAUGGUCUGGGGGGCUGGGACGACGAGGGAUGUGAGUUGGUAAACAACGGAAACGGAAACGUCACCUGCAACUGCAACCACCUGACUUCGUUCUCUAUCCUAAUGUCACCCUACAGUCCAGAUGACCUUGCAUUGGAUGUUAUAACCUACGUUGGAGUUGGCAUAUCCAUGGCUUCUUUGGUCAUAUGCCUCAUUAUUGAAGCUGUCAUAUGGAGAAAAAUAAGAAAGAACGCCACAUCUUACCUGCGUCAUGUUUCCAUUGUUAAUAUCGCUGUGUCUCUCCUCAUUGCAAACAUUUGGUUUAUUAUCGGGGCAGCCAUUUCCGAUGCAGAGGAUCAAAAUCUACCAGCAUGCUCUGCGGCUACAUUUUUUAUCCAUUUUUUCUACCUAGCCCUGUUCUUCUGGAUGUUAGCCUCAGCUCUGCUGUUGUUCUACCGCACAGUCAGUGUCUUCGACGGGGGUUUGUCUAAAAGAUCUAUGUUGGCUAUUGGAUUCUCACUAGGCUACGGGGCACCGCUCAUAAUUGCGAUCAUAACAGUAGCUAUAACUCAACCCCAAAAUACAUACAUCAGAAAAGCUGGAGUCUGCUGGCUCAACUGGGAUGAAUCCAGGGCUCUACUGGCAUUUGUGAUACCAGCGCUAUCAAUUGUGGCAAUAAACCUUGUAAUCCUGCUUGUUGUGAUGUACAAAAUGUUGAAGAGAAGGGUAGUGGGAGAUGCUGCACAAGCAGCUGAGAGGCACGUUCUUGUGGUUAUUGCUCGGAGUUUGGCUGUCCUCACACCAUUUUUUGGAAUAACUUGGGGUCUGGGAGUUGGAACCAUGACAGAUCCAUACAAUAGAGGAAUCCAUAUUUCAUUUGCGUUCUUCAAUUCACUGCAGGGUUUCUUCAUAUUGGUGUUUGGGACGCUGCUGGACAAAAAGGUGCGGUCAGAAAUAACAAUAAAGACACAGACUUCCAGUGGAACAAGGACCACCAGUGCUGCAACGUCAUCAUCAAGUGGAUUGGGCUUUUUCCGGAACUGGAGAAGAGGAAGAGAUGGUUACAAUAUCUCAUCCAGUGCCUCUGGAGCAUCUCGCUCCUUCACCGACACAUGAUGGUCUGCAGACAGCUCUGGGCAGUUGGAAAAACAACCAACCAAGCAAACCAGAUGUUGUUUUUUCUUUUUUCAUCGCAGCUAUAAUGUGUGAAGGUUGGAUUUGAAGUGUAAGAUAACAAUCAUGAAUAGGCUUUAUAUUUGGGAAGAAGAACAAAGUAUUAAUACAAUCAUAUGUUGAAAGUUGUAUUUUGUCAAAACCCUUCUCACAACAACAUUAUGUAAUAUACACCAGCAAAAGUGUUUAUUAGUAUUACAUAAUGUAUGUUGGAUGUAUAGAAUUAAUUGGAUUGUAGUAGUAAUUGCUUUUGCAGUGACUAAGUUACACUUUUCAUCGUGUGUGUGUUUGUGUGUGUGUGUGUGUGUGUGUGUGUGUGUGUGUGUGUGUGCGUGCGUGCGUGCGUGCGUGCGUGCGUGCGUGCGUGUGUGUGUGCAGGAAGUCACACACAGUAUGUUUAGAGGUUGCACUUAGGUUUUCCCUCAGACAAAACAAAAGAAAUGUUUGUGUUAGACAUUCAUCACAUCAUUUUCAGGAAACAAAAUGUCCACAGUCGUAAAGUAGAUGCAAAAUGGCUCUUGGUUUUUCUUUGCUUUGCCAAUCAAAUCAGUAAGCCAAGGCUGGGCUCACACAGAUCAGUGAACUUGUUUACUCAAGGAGUGGCAUCACAAUGACAAAAUGACAUGGCUAGCACCGUCAGUCAAAUAGAAUUCCAAACAUGUAAUGGAGCUACUCAGAGAAAAUAUAAAAAGCUUUUUUUUUUAAUGUGGAGCCCCUGUUGAUAUUUUAGCAACAUUAAGAAAUCUCUCAGAAUCACACAGACAGCCACUUUCCACUCUUACGAUCCCAGGUGUCAUCAUAGCUCUGUCACACUGUGUGUAAUGUUCAACCGUACACUAUGUGUGUUUGUGUAUGUGUGUGUGUAUACAGCAAAUGCUGCUUGAUAUUCAGUGUCUAUUUUGUGCUUUAGUCCUGUGUAACAUAGCAGAAGUCAGGUUUUUAAAGCUGUAGUGUGUGAUAUGGAUGUUAAAGUCACAUAACUAAACCACCUUGACCCACAGAAUUUAAGGUUAUGUACUAAAAUAUAAAAUCUGUUGUUCCUCCAUUUUAAUAAGUGAUGUUUAAUAAUGAUCAGCAUCAUGUUUUGUCAUGAUGCAGUCUUAUUUUCUGGCCUUUGUUUUGUUGGCAACGUUGUGUUUGCAGUUUAAGAGCAGAUAGUUUAGGUUUUCUGUAUGUGUCGGGUUGAUGUAAUUGUUUAUGCUACCUGAGCCUGGACCACUGUUUAUAUACAUUUUAUGCUGUGGGUUAAUAACAAGUCCAGAGUCUUAACAUUUAGGAUGAUCUAUUGGCAGAAACGGAAUCUAAUAAUUUUAUGUUUUCAUUAGUGUAUUGGGGGGCAAGGCUGUUGGAAUCUGUAACUACACCUAAGAACACAACUAAAUCCUACACACAGGUCCUCGAAGACGAUCGCUGACUUAGCAGAAGGGAUGAUAUUGGUUCAGGAACAAAAAAAUGUGUGACAUAAGCAUUUUAGGCAUUCAUACUCUGGUGCCUGUGACAGUGUUGUAUGAUUCAGCUGAUAGCAACUGGUCACCUGGAUUUGGAGGAAGAUUUCCAGACAAACAAAGCUAGGUUAUUAAACAGUGUCAAUGUACUAAGUUUACGUCAUAUUUAACUUUGAAAUAACAGGCUCAAAAAGUACUGUGUGCUUUGCUGAGUCUUGGAAUAGAACCUUUUUACUGACCUUGUUUUUGAUUUUGCUUGACUUAAACUUGUCUGUGUCCAGUCUUGAGUGAUUCAGGUGACAGCCCUGUCAGUAUGUAUUUGCAGUGGGGCAGGGCAAUAAUAUUGCUUCAUUUUAUAAAUGAGCACUGCAUAUAAUCUUCCAAAAUUACUUAUCUAAGGUUUUCUUUAAGACGUGUGAAUAGAUUUAUUUCUGGUAAUGCAUAACAGUGGAACACAGAUUCAGAUAAAUUUUGAUCAUUUUAUGAAAUGAUGAAAAUAUAUCUAUAUAAAUAUUGUGAUUUACGUAAA
Dicentrarchus labrax (European seabass) is the source of this 7060-nucleotide messenger RNA. RefSeq names its product adhesion G protein-coupled receptor F8 (gene adgrf8). The record is from RefSeq and is a predicted model, not a curated record. The transcript is spliced from 30 exons. NCBI's taxonomy places the organism in Eukaryota, Metazoa, Chordata, Actinopteri, Moronidae. Gene Ontology annotation, molecular function: G protein-coupled receptor activity. Gene Ontology annotation, biological process: G protein-coupled receptor signaling pathway; cell surface receptor signaling pathway. Gene Ontology annotation, cellular component: membrane. The coding region runs from base 83 to 5029 and encodes 1648 amino acids.